CUGUUCCGCUGCAUCCCAGUCAUUCCUCUGUUCACCAUCCUCCUCCUCCUCGCCGACCCGCUGCAGCGGACCGAGCUGGAGCUGAGCUGACACUCCAGGACGCGCGCUGCCGUGCCAAAGCACACGGACCGCGAAGCCUGCCACGAAUCCGCGCGCCACGGGGACGCACAGAAUCGCCUCUUUUUUUUGUGUGUUUUAAUAUCAACGACUGAGGCUCAAAGUCCGAUCAGACUCUUCAAAGUUGUGAGGAUCUAAGCGUCUCUAACAUUGACAGGGAAUUUGAGUUCCCGUUAGAUUUCUAUUUGUUAUUUUAUUAUGGGGAGACUUUUGUCUGAAACCUCUCCGCCGGAGCUGCAGCCAGCAGGUAAAGGAUGGUGAAGCUUCUGUUCCGCCGCACGACCAUUCCCUCCACGCGGGAUCAGUUCUAGGGACCAGAACCAGCGGAUCUGGGCUUCUGCAGGACCCGGACGUGUUUUCCUCUGAGCUCGCCACGCAAAGGCGCAGAUAAAUGUUGCAGCAGACAUGAGUUUAGGAAACAGAUUUGUCCUUCUUUCACUCUUUCUUGGAUUUGUCUUCAUUCGCUUCAGUCGCUGCAAUCAAGUUGUGCUGCUGGAUACAACGUCGGUGCUUGGAGAGCUGGGAUGGAAGACAUAUCCAAUAAAUGGGUGGGAUGCCAUCACUGAGAUGGAUGAGCACAAUCGACCCAUCCACACGUUCCAGGUCUGCAACGUGAUGGAACCCAACCAGAACAACUGGCUUCGCUCCAACUGGAUUCCCCGACAGGCGGCCCAAAAGAUCUACGUAGAGCUCCGCUUCACCUUGCGUGACUGCAACUCCAUCCCUUGGGUUUCUGGGACCUGCAAGGAGACCUUCAACCUUUUCUACCACGAGACCGAUGAGGCUCACGGUGUCAAGUUCAAACCUGUGCAGUACACCAAGAUCGAUACCAUYGCCGCCGAUGAGAGCUUCACUCAGAUGGAUCUCGGAGAUCGCAUUCUUAAGCUCAACACAGAAGUGCGCGAGGUGGGACCCAUGACCAGGAAAGGCUUUUAUUUAGCGUUCCAGGACAUCGGYGCCUGCAUCGCGUUGGUCUCAGUGAGGGUUUACUAUAAGAAAUGUCCGUUCACGCUGAGGAACCUGGCCUCUUUUCCAGAUACAGUUCCUCGGGUGGACUCUUCCUCGUUGGUGGAAGUGAGAGGGGCGUGUAUUGAUCAUGCCGAAGAAAGGGACACUCCUAAACUGUUCUGUGGAGCAGAUGGAGACUGGUUAGUUCCUUUGGGAAGAUGUGUCUGCAGCGUCGGCUAUGAGGAGACGGACGGCUCAUGUGUUGCAUGCCGCCCAGGCUUCUACAAGGCGUACGCAGGAAACCUCAAGUGUUCAAAGUGUCCUCCACACAGUUUCAGCUACGGUGAAGGAGCCUCAAUCUGCCGCUGCGAAAAGGGCUUCUUCAGGGCCGUGAAAGAUCCUCCAACUAUGGCUUGUACACGCCCUCCGUCUUCUCCUCGUAAUCUGAUGUUUAACAUGAACGACACCUGCCUGAUGCUGGAGUGGUCACCUCCCAGUGACACCGGGGGCCGGAGGGACCUCACUUACAAUGUCCUGUGCAAACGCUGUGGCCCCGAGCCCAACCAGUGCCAGCUGUGUGAGGAGGAGCUCCGCUUCCUUCCUCGGCCGUUGGGUUUGACCAACGCCACCGUCACCGUCGUGGACUUCUCGGCGCACGCCAACUACACCUUUGAGAUUGAGUCACAGAACGGCGUGUCGGACCUGAGCUCCUUCCCUCGGCAGGCAGCCAUCAUCACCGUCAGCACGGAUCAGGGGGGUCCGUCUCUGGUGGGGGCUUUAAAGAAGGACUGGGCUUCUCCGGCCAGCAUUGCUCUCUCCUGGCAGCAGCCUGAAGAAACAACACUUCCUGUCCUGGAAUAUGAGGUCAAAUAUUCUGAGAAGUUCCUCCCGCAGGAUCACGAGCAGCUGAGCUACUCGUCGACACGCACCAAAGCCCCCAGCGUGAUCGUGUCGGGAUUAAAGCCCGCCACCUGGUACGUGUUCAGCGUGCGCACACGCACAGCGGGUGGAUACAGCUCCUACUCACCAAAAUAUGAGUACCAAACUACAGGAGACUCUUCAGACAUUGCUUCUGACCAAGGCCAUGUGUUGGUCAUCGUCACAGCAGCGGUCGGCGGCUUUACUCUUCUCGUCAUCCUCACUCUCUUCCUCCUCAUCACUGGAAGAUGUCAGUGGUAUUUUAAGGCCAAGAUGACCUCGGAGGACAAAAGACGGACAAAUUAUCAGAAUGGACACGUCCCUUUCCCAGGAAUAAARACCUACGUGGACCCCGACACCUACGAGGACCCCACACAGGCCGUCCACGAGUUCACUAAAGAGAUCGACCCGUGCAGGAUUCGUAUCGAGAGGGUGAUCGGAGCCGGUGAGUUUGGUGAGGUGUGCAGCGGGCGCUUGAGAACUCCGGGAAAGAAGGAGAUUGCGGUGGCGAUAAAAACGCUGAAAGGAGGAUACGUGGAGCGUCAGAGGCGGGACUUCCUGCGCGAGGCAUCRAUUAUGGGCCAGUUUGACCACCCUAACAUCAUCAGGCUGGAGGGCGUGGUCACAAAAAGCCGGCCCGUGAUGAUCGUGGUGGAGUACAUGGAAAAUGGAUCGCUGGACUCGUUCCUGAGACAACACGAUGGUCACUUCACAGUCAUCCAGCUGGUUGGCAUGCUGCGUGGCAUCGCCUCGGGCAUGAAGUAUCUGUCAGACAUGGGUUACRUUCACCGGGACCUGGCAGCUCGUAACACCCUGGUCAACAGUAACCUGGUGUGUAAAGUGUCAGACUUCGGCCUGUCACGAGUGCUGGAGGACGAUCCGGAGGCUGCUUACACCACAACGGGUGGUAAGAUCCCCAUCCGAUGGACAGCUCCUGAAGCCAUCGCCUACAGAAAAUUUUCCUCGGCCAGCGACGCCUGGAGCUACGGCAUAGUCAUGUGGGAGAUCAUGUCUUAUGGAGAACGGCCUUAUUGGGAGAUGUCCAAUCAGGAUGUGAUUCUGUCCAUCGAGGAGGGCUAUCGGCUGCCUGCACCGAUGGGCUGCCCCGUGGCCCUGCACCAGCUGAUGCUGCACUGCUGGCAGAAAGAGAGGAACCAUCGACCAAAAUUCACAGAUAUCGUUACCUUCUUGGACAAACUCAUUCGUAACCCAGGCAGCCUGUUGCCACUGGUAGAGGACCUCCAGAGUCUUCCAGAAUCUCCAGGGGAGGAGAUGGACUACCCAAUGUUCAUCUCUGUUGGCGACUGGCUGGAUUCCAUCAAAAUGAGUCAGUACAAGAGCAAUUUCAUGGCAGCAGGCUUCAGCACAUUGGAUUCUGUGGCCAGGAUGAGUAUUGAAGAUGUGAGGCGUAUUGGCGUGGAGCUGAUCGGCCACCAGAGGCGGAUCGUCAGCAGCAUACAGACCCUUCAGUUUCAGCUUUUGCACGAACAGGAGAAGGGUUUCCAUGUAUGAGGGCUCCCAUAGACACAGCCUGGGAUGGACAGGUCGACGGAGCAAGAGGAAGUGAAGUCUAACCCACGAGAGGACGAGUCUAAAGCCUUGUGACUGAGUCUGAACCUGAAGCCCUCAUGCAGGAGGUCUUUGGACACGAUACUACAGCAGACCUUCCUGGUCACUUACUCUUCCCAUAAGACCUUUUUUCUACUGAACAGUGCUUAUUAUGCCUGGUUCUACCAGACCCYUACAGCCUGACUGUACAGACUGGCCCAGGCCCUCCUUUAAGGGAAUGUAAUGCCUUGUUGCAACAGCGGCCCUUUGUGUGUGGAGCAACAAUAUCUUAGAAAUGUAGAUUUGCAAAUGUAAUCUACUAAAUCUUUUGGAUUUGUUUUUCUUUUCUUGCUCAUGUAGCUGCUAACGGGUGUGCAAUCUUUCUGUUUUAGUUCUUUGAAAAAAAAGCAACACUUAAUAUUUUUUAAUUUUAGAGUUUGAUCAUUUAUUCUAAAGGUUUAUUGAAAUUUACUUUAUAGUCAACUGCUCUCCAGAAGAAGAGAAAAAAAAUCCGGUACACUUAAUACUUGAAGAAAGAAACGAGAAGCAAGUUAUGAAGAUGUGUUGAAUGUUAAAAAGUGUAUAGACGAUUAAUAGGAGUUAUUAUAAUGUUCUAAUAUAAAUAUAUGUGCAGUCCUGUUUGUGAAAGCCCUAGUAAAUUUGGAAAUUAUUUAAAUAUUUUAUUUAUUUAAAGGUUUUAUUUGAACUAUAAAGCAGCAAUACAGAAUUAUGCAGUCACCUCAGUAUCUCAGAUAGAGAUGAAGAAUUGUAAAAUGGGUCAGAUGCUCAGCUUUCAGAACUUUGUCGCUUUGAAGAAGAAAAAAAAGGCACCACAGAAGUGACAGUUUUGAGCAAAUCUUUUCUCCAGUGUUGUGUGAUCAACAUGAUUGUUCAUGAAAUUUAUUUUUGAUUGUGAAUGCAUGAAUAUGCUUUGAUCUAACCCAUUCCAUUAUACCUCUGGCUGUCCGUUCUGGGUUGUUUCCUGCUGGAAGGUGAACGUUCCUCUCCAGUCUUUUGCAGCUUCAACAGGUUUUCUUCUAGGAUUGCCUUUUGUUUGGCUCCAUCCAUCUUCUCAUCACCUCUGACCAGCUUUCCUUGUGUCUUCUCCUCUUUUCCAAAAACACCAGAGACAAGACAACUYGUCUUAGUAGGUUUGCAGUUGUCAUCUUUCCACUUUCGGAUCAUGGAUUGGACRGCGGGUCAGUGAGAUGUUCAAAGCGUUGGAUAUUGUUUUAUAAGCUAACCCUGCUUUGAACUUCACAACUUUUAUCUCUGACCUUUCUGGUGUGCGGUUGUGUUGUUGCACUGUAGAGUUGUCAAAGCAGGAAAAGAGAGGGAAGCAACACAAACGGCACCAUAACAACUCAUCACGUGUCGUUUUAACAUCAGCAAAAACAAACACCUGCACCGACGCACACACACACAUACACACACGCUGAAUGCCUUACAGUCUGCCAUGCAAGGAAAAAACAACUUUAUAUUAGUCCACAGGUUUUAGCGCAGUCACAGGACCUAGCCAUUUGUUUGAAUCGUAUGAAAGUGACCACCUGCGUCCACCCAUUGUUUUUAUAACUCACUAACCGGACCUGGAGCUCUGUGCCUUCCGGUCACAGCGCAGUCAUGCAUCAGGCCUGCAGGAGCGGGGACAGGUAAACGCGCACACAUUACGGAUAGAUUUUUUGCGCACACACGCUCUCACAGUUGCCACCCCUCUACAGAACCCUGAGAUGAUCAGAUGCUGUUUGUUUAGCAUGUUCUACUGCUGAGCAAUGUUAGAACGUUCUUUUGUACAAAGUACAAGUAUACCUAUAAUUCUUGUAUUUUAUUUUUCUAUGAUUUCCAAAGAGAUGUCGUAGAUCUUGCACACUGUAAGAGGCAGUUACAGCGAAUAUUUAUUUGCAAAUAAAGACGAACAGUUCUGGUGGUUGACUGCUCAUGCAA
Molecule: messenger RNA, 5472 nt
Organism: Austrofundulus limnaeus
Lineage: Eukaryota; Metazoa; Chordata; Actinopteri; Cyprinodontiformes; Rivulidae
Gene: epha6
Product: eph receptor A6
Exons: 17
Coding region: 523-3495 (990 amino acids)
Biological process (GO): ephrin receptor signaling pathway; protein phosphorylation; axon guidance
Cellular component (GO): plasma membrane; dendrite
Molecular function (GO): transmembrane-ephrin receptor activity; ATP binding; protein binding
Source: RefSeq, a predicted model, not a curated record